AAUAAAUAUAAAUAAUAUUGUUAAAUGCGACAGACAUAUAUGUGCAUGUUAAAUAACUGAUUUCGUCUAAUCAUGGUUAUUGUUAAAAAUGGAAUAAAGAUUGAGUGAAACGAUAUCUGUAAUCACCUACAUAUUGAAUUCAAAUCCACAUUGCAUCAACUUUAUUUUCAAAACGGCAAAGGAAGUAAGAAAAGUUUGUUCCUAGUCCAUCAUUGAUAUAUCAUAUACCUCACGAACCAACCCAGCAUGAUCAAGCGUGGUAUAAUCGAAGCUUUAGAAAAGGCGAUGGCUGACAGACAAAAACACGAUAUGUUGAUCGAGCACGCAUCAUAUCAUGGGUUGUUACCAGAUUACGACACUGACUAUGAAUCCACGUACGACGAACUAUCCAAUAUUUUGACAGAAGAUUCAACAUCAUUGACAGGGUUGCUACCAGAUCACACAACCAACGAUGAAUGUGCUUAUGCCGAACUAUCUUAUUUUACAGAAGAUUCUACAUCAUUGACAGAUAUUUCUAGUUCCAAAGGAGAUAUCGAAGAAAUUAAAGCUCAAAGAUGGAAAGUCAAAGUGAAUAGCCUGACUAGUGUAAAAUCAGGAGAUGCUAUAUGUUUUAAGAGGAAAGCUGGAUUAUACAAACACCAUGCACUCGUUUCCGCUGUUAACACAGAGAGGAAAAGAUUUAAAGUAAUAGAACUUUCAGGAGAUAGUAUAGAUUGUAUGUUAGCUUCUUCUUCUUCGUGUCCUAAGGGUAGUGUGUUUGAAACAGCGAUUGAUUUCGAUAAAUGCACAAAAAUGUAUAAAUAUUACUACAAUUCAUAUAGGAAAGACGGUCUCGAUCCAGUAGAAGUUGCUAGGAUAUUUUUUGAUGAAGGUCUUCCAAACAAUUACCACUUAAAAAGUUUCAAUUGUGAACAUUUUGUUAGUUAUUGUAUGACUGGAAUUCCAUUCUCAAAACAGACUCGCUCGACAAAUAAAGAAGCUGGACGCUUGCUUGACGACAUCGUAAAAAAACAUUGCCACAAAAGCUUGCAAGAUAGAAGAUCCAGCUCAACAGUAUCACUUGAAGAAACUUCGUACCUGUUAAUGGAUGGAUGUGCUACUGCGUAUUUGAACGCUAACCCAGAAUGUACCGAUGGAGGCCGAUAUUCUGAAUUACAGCGUAGAUCAUGUGCACAACGAGACAGCUCAUAUUCUGGAUACACAGAACCAGACUAUUUGAACCCGUGCUAUGGGAACGGUACUGCAUAUCACUUGGACAACCCUCACUAUUAUCAUUCAGGUGGUUUUAUGUAUUGAUCUAUACAAUGAUAAAAUGUCGUGGGUAUGUAAUACUUCUAACUCUCUGAUGAACUGUCACAAAGAUCUUUCAAAGAACUAUUUUAAUCAGUUCUAGAAAAGUUAAACUCUAGAAAUGUUUCAGGGUAAAACUGUUAUUCGUUGAUGUAUGCAAUAAUACGAAGAACAGAAAUCUAUACAUUUUGUGUUUCCGUAAAAAUAAUCGAUUACACUGACUGAGAUAUAUUCACUUUAGAAAGACAAUUAUACAGGUCGAGGAGCACUUUCCGGUAUUUUAUCGCAGGUAAAAUAUUGGGAUUACGCAGUGACCACUUCAUUUCUCGAGGAGGGUUUGUAUACCCGAGUUUACAAUAUUAUGUUAUGAUAUCUUUGUGGUAUAGUAAUCUCUAUGUAAAUGGCACGCAAUAAUGUUAAUAAUAGUUCAUAACAAAUUGAAAAAAAAAUAAAAUUAAAUAAAACUACAACAAACAAGAAAAAAGCACUUUAAUAACUGAAUAAAUCUAAAUAAUUAAUCAUCAAAAGUAUCAACGUUGUUCUUAAUAUUUUGAUUGAAAUUAUAUAGAUACAAUGAGAAAAAAAGACUAAAGAAAAAAGAAAAAAGAAAAAAAAGGAAAACAGAAAAAUUUAAUGAGACAAAAUAGAUAGAAAGUGUAUGAAAUGAGAAAAUAAAUAAAUGAAAUUGAUAAGAAUAAAUAAAUGAAAUUGAUAAGAAUAAAUAAAUGAAAUUGAUAAGAAUAAAUAAAUAAAAGUAGUUUAUUAGGUAAAUUGAUAACUAUAUAACUAGAUCAAGCUGCCCCAAACUGUUCUGACGACAGAGCUACCAGAAUCAGUUCUAGGAUAGAAAUGUAAGAAAAAGUUCUAGGUUUGUUCUAAAUAGCUCUAGAAGAGAAUUGUCAUAAUUUAUUCUAGAUAAGAACUUUCUAAAACUGUGUUAGGUUAUAACUGUGCAAAACCUGUAGAACCGCUUCUGUAUAUGUAUAUUCAGAGAGAGAGAGAGAGAGAGAGAGAGAGAGCAUAUUAUUUAAAUGGAAACAGACGAAUGAAAGUCUAUGUAACAGAGCAUGUGGUUUUGAUUUAUUUUUGCAUAUUGUAUCAAAUUCAAUAAUGAGACAGAUUGAUAUAAGCACUUGUUGCUUCUUUCUGAAUCCUAUUUGCCACACUAUGAAUUUAUAUGGUAUAAGAUGUAUUUAAUUUCAUCAUAAAUAUUGUUUACACUAUGUAAUGUUUGUAACAAAGAAGAAGCCUAUACUCACUUUUUAUAUCAGGUCGAUUUUAAGACACUUCUAAAAGAGUUAAUGAGAAAAUCCAAUUUCGAGAUUAGCAUAUCGUUUAAGCAAUAAGGGUUUCGAUAUAAGCACUAGAAUUUUAGUCAAAUGGUGAAACGGCACAACAUACAGGAAAAGCAUCUAACAAUUGCACAGACCGGACCUGUUCUUAUGCUGUGCCGAUACACUACUGUUCCAGAUUAAGGGGAGGGUUGGCGCAUUCAAAAUUUUUAACCCCGCAUGUCCCAAGUCAGGAGCCUGUAGUUCAGUGUUUGUCUUUGGUUCAAGUCUGUAAUAUUUGUUUUCCGUUAAUUGUUUUGUUAUAAUUUAGGCCGUUAGUUGUCUCAAUUGAAUUUCAUGUCAGGGUCUUUUAUAGCCAACUAUAUGAUAUGAUUUUUUCUCAUUGUUGAAGGACUUUCGGUUUCCUUUAAUUGCUUACAUCCACUUCAUUUGAACUUUGGUGGAUAGUUGUCUCAUUGGGACAUCUCCUUUUUUUUAUUUUGAAAUUUCAACUUAAACAUCAAUAAGAGAUGGAUAUUGCAAGAAAAUAUACAUUGUCUAAAAAAAAAAAUCUAUCACAAGUAUUUCUUUCCAAGACAUGUUUUCCAGGAUACCGAUGCCACAUCUAAGGUUUUUCCUUAACGGGUAGGCCUUGGUAAACACAAAAUUUAGGAUUAUACAUGCCCCUAAAAUAAAAAUGCAAAUAUGCAAAUUCCUAAACCGAAUCAACAAUUUGUCCGCAUAUAUGUGAAUUAUACAUGUUAGUUGCCUUCUGCUCAUGCAAUAUUGUCUACUUUGAAAAUUUUCGGUCUUUUUAGUUUGAAAAUCGGACGCGUAACAGCAGUAUGCUUGCUAUAUCAAAUUACAAAAAAUCGUAAAAAAUCAAGAUUGAAAAUAGGAAUUAAGAUACAAUUUACAAGAAUAGUUUGUUCAUGAUUUGUCCGCAUAUAGGAAAACACCUAUUAGGUUACAUUUUCGGGUUAAAAACUGUUAUCUCACCUGCUUUCGUAAGUUUUCGGCCAAAUUCUUUCAAAACAUGAUGAUUUCAUCCUUCCCAUUUUCAAAUUUUAAGGAUUUUCCUUAGAAUUACACGACAUAUUUGUAAAUAUUCGCCAAAGGACGUUUUCAAAGACACGUUAAAUUUAAAUCCAAGACGUAAAAAGACUGGAUUAUCCGCAAAUUUGAUAUUAUUUAUAUUUUCAAUCUACAACUAAGGGAAGAAAUUUAAUCAAAAGGACCAAAGUCGCGAGGUGCAAAUCAUAUAAAUAAAGUACCUAGGAUUUUGCCAUGUGACAGACGUUAAAUUCAAUAUUUUGAUAGUCUGACACUAUCUAAGUACUAUCGUUGUGCUAAUGUUAGGUUCCUGUUAGCAUUAGCUUGUACCAGGAUGGUUGUUCAGAUCAUAUCUUCUAGAAUAUUGCCAUUUGUAUUUGUAAACCAAAGACAUACCGUUAAAUUAUCUAAGAUAACUUAAUUAUUCAAUCCAUUUUUUCCCUUUUGAAAUGUUCCCAAAUCUUCGAAGAUUGCAUUUAACUGAUGUCAAGAUUUAUUCUCAUACUCCUCAGUACAUAUAUUUUUAAGAAUCAUUUCAUGUAUCAUCAUGGUAUGAUGUUAAUUGUCUACCUUUUCAGCUUUUCAGCUUUUGAUUUUUGAAUUUUUUUUUAAAUGUUAUUCCUGAAUAACAUGCUUCGUUGAGUAAGACUUGUCCAAUUUUCUAAGAUGCUGCUGCAUCAUUCUCAUAACCACAUGCAAACAACAUAAAUUCUUCGUCAGUGGUUCAAUAACUGCUAGGUUAAAACGCACAAAUGACAUGCAAUACAUUUGUAAGAGUUGUCUCCUAUACCACGGGUCUUGCAUAUGGGUUGGAAAGUUCUCAGAAAGAAAAUUCGUAUCUACUUGACAGUUAAACUAACUGUCAGUUCGAAUUGACUGCAUUUCAAAUGAAGUCGAUUCAAACUGUAAACUCUUUACCACUACAUGUAGGCUAUGUAAAAAUGGGAUAAUAAAAUAAGAAGAACAAAAAUGACUAGAAGAUAAAGGAAUUUACAAAAGUCUACUUCAACUUCCAACUUCUUAGAAAAAAUUCGUACAUACUAAGAAAACAACAACUUAAAACCCAUGCUUGACUUGAUACGUGAACAAAUGAGGAGAGGUUAAACGAGAAUUGGGUACGCACAAACCUCACCUUUUCGAAUCUAUUCCAUUUAUCGUAAAAGUAAAACACAAUUAAAUUACCAAUAGGAUCACAACUAAAUUGAACGAAGAAAGGAGAGACCGCACAUGAUUAAGAAAACAAAGUCAAAAUGUGCUGGCUACUUCGGGCAGGAAGCUUAUUAGCUUUUUUGCUGCUCAAGAAAACUGAAAAAAUAUCGGAAACAACACUCCGUAUAAGUUUAAUGUAAUCUUAUCAUAAAAUUUAAUUAAAAGCGGAUGUGUUUGUGAGAGGCCAAUAAGUAAUUUAAAUUGUCAGAACAUCAAAAUACACACUUUUAAACUAAAUGAAUCGCUUGUUGCAAGCUUAAGAUAUAAUAUUCUAAUGUUUGGCUCAAUUUACGACAAAAUCAGAGAUUGUCCAUUUCUACCAGAUAAAGAAUGUUAAAUUUUCAAGACAUUCCGUCAAAGCAAACAUAAAGGUUAAGCAAAAUAAGUGUAUGUCCUUUUUUGCAAUAAAGGUCUGUAGAAGCACGUACAACCGUUUGAUGACGAUUUUUCAAGAUCUGUUUGAUUUCAUAUUAUAGAUUUAAAAUAUAUGUAAAUCAUCAUUUUACACCUGUAUAAAAAAUAUUUUUUGUGAGCAGGAUCAGUCAACGAAAUGGUUAUUCCUCGUGGCUCCAUUGUUUCACUUUUCAAUGCUGAUAUUUAUUUCUUUUUAGAAUGAACAUGCUGACCACAUACUAAACACAUGCGCAACUAAAGGUCUAACUGAAGAUUGCGUAAUUACGGAUUCAAAUGAGGUUGAAGUAUUGACUUGCAUGCCAAUAAUACAUGAGCGACGAUUUUAAGCUUAUUUUGUCGCAAUUGAACCAAACUGACUACUAAUGGCGAUAUUUUACAUUCCGCUUUUAUAAAUGUUUGAAACGAAAACAAAAAUUAUAUUUAAAUAUUUAGUCUAAUUUGUAGCUUACGUAGUAGGCCUAUAUUGUGGGCAGCAUCUUUGGCAAACUUCAGCAACAUGAAUUUGUAUAGUUAUAUAUUGUUUUUUAUAGGUACUACCAUAUACUGUGUUUAAUGAUAAUUUGAGAAGUUAGUGCUUGUCAUUGGUUCAUGUCUGUCAUAUUUGUUUUUAAUAAAUUGUACUGUAUAAAUUAG
Messenger RNA from Mytilus californianus (California mussel), 5870 nucleotides. RefSeq lists its product as uncharacterized. The record is from RefSeq and is a predicted model, not a curated record. The coding region runs from base 247 to 1296 and encodes 349 amino acids. NCBI's taxonomy places the organism in Eukaryota, Metazoa, Mollusca, Bivalvia, Mytilida, Mytilidae. The transcript has 10 exons.